Messenger RNA from Mitosporidium daphniae, 1768 nucleotides. RefSeq lists its product as uncharacterized. The record is from RefSeq and is a predicted model, not a curated record. The annotation marks the transcript as partial. NCBI's taxonomy places the organism in Eukaryota, Fungi, Microsporidia. The transcript has 2 exons.
AUGUCAGAUUCAGAGGUCGCUUCUAACGCCAUAGCUACCCAAAUGGACGAUAUUCGAUACAUUGAUGUUGUUUACCGGAAGUGCGGGAGCUUUUUAUUGGUUGCAGGCCGAACUGAAAUUGUUUUGUAUGCUAUAAAAGAUCCCAACACCGGCCACCCUGAAAGUGUAGCAACGCUAUGUUUGGCCAAAAAUAUUAAACAGCUCCGCGUCUUUUCAAGUUCGCUCUGCAAUAGCAUUGCCACCGUUUCUUACGAGGACCAUUCUAUUGAUAUGUUGUCGUUUCUUGAGCAAUCCAAUACUCUUGAGCUUAUUUCGAUACCUUUUGAGCACAAAAUGACAUCCAAAAUUAUAGAUGGAUGGUAUGUUGAGGAUGACAACAAAAUGCUAAUCUUUUCUCCCAAUGACAAUGCACUUGUUUCAUAUGACAUUGAGGAGAAAACCUUUACGGGUGUUUCCAAGCUUUCUUCCUUUGCAUCUGAGCUAACAUAUUUCCAAGUAAUUGAAAAAUUUUCUUCUUGCCAUUUUCUUGCUUGCAUUGAGACGGUUGCGAAGAAAAGAUCGCUGAUUGUCAUUGAUACCAAUGAAAAUAGCAUCAAACCCUUUGAGGAUCCCACAUUUUCUCUGGAUAUUCCAGAAAGCCAGCCUCCUUACUUUCAUUGUGUCUCAAUACCUGCUAUUGCGACAGAAAAUGGGCUUGAAGGGCUAGCCGUUUCAAUUUUACUGUCAAGCUGUUCACCUGAUUUAUGUAUCUUAUAUUUCAAUAAGCAGACCAAUUCUAUUUCUGUUUCCAUUCCAAGUGAAGACGAAGAUUUAGCUACUCUUCCUAUGCUUCCAAAUGAGAAGCAAUCCCCACUUGAGGACGAAUAUGAUACAUUUUGCACAGGUAUCUCUGUUAGUUAUUGCUGCCCCUGGACUUUUUCUUUCAAUUCUUCUAAUGAAGUGGGGGAGGCAAAGCCCAAAAAGCACCCAUUCCUAUUCUUGCUGAAUUCAAUUGGCUGGAUUGUUGGAUAUUCAUUUCUCUUUCCAGAGGGUCUGUCCGUUCCGAUGAUUGAUACCCCGUUAAGAACCUUACCGAUUCACAACAUGGAUUCCAAUGAAAAACUUUCGUCUUUGCCAGAGAGUCCCCUUGAGGCAAAGAAACCUGAAAGUAUACCGGAAGAAAUCAAAGAGACUUUACGGGAGGGCCAACUAAACCAAAGAUUAGGGGUUAAACUGGCUGCUAAAAUGUCACCAGACACUUUUGAAAUAGAACCUACCACAUCGGGACCUGUUCAAUCAUUUGGAGCUGAAAAUGAUAGAUUUGGCAUGGAGUCGCUGAUAUUGGAUCCAAUUUCUCAUGAAAUCAAGGAUGUAUUGGACCUUUCAAGUGCAUCUCUCUCGCUUUUAAAAAACUCUGCUAUUCAUAGUUACGAAAUUGGACAUAACGACCUUUCUUCGCUCACAUCGAGCAUAUCGGAAAAGAUUUCAAUCUUAAAUGAUGGCCUAAAAGAUGUAAAGCCGCUGAUUUUGUUGGUUGCCGAUCUGCAGCAGUUUAAAGACCUUUCAAUUGACGAGUUAGUCCGCAUUAAAGACAAUUUUUCUACAACUGCCCCUGUUGAGGCCUUGGUCGCGCAACAAUACACAACCUGUUCGGAGAAACUAUCAAAGCUUGAACGGAAAAUCGAAAAGUUGGAAAGAAAACUUCAAGUGUUAAAUCCUGAAACUACAGAGCCCAUCAGUCUCGCCUGGCAGCACAGAAUCCAGCAAUUAGAACAUCAAACUGAAUCGA